AUGGCCGCGGGGCCAAGUUCAAGCAGCACGAGUCCGUCCAAUCUCUCGUCCAACAGCCCGUUCCUGCACGGCUCCUUCAGCUCAACCUCGUCGUCCCCGCCGAAACUGCCCUUCUCCGCCGGAGCAAUGACGGCAGACGUCUUUUCCACCACCGCCGCCCCCUUGUCCCACAGCUACACCCUGUCGCCCAUCGGUGAGAGGAAGACGCUGGAGAGCGGCCCGUCCUCCUUGCUCUCGCUGAGCGAGCUGGAGCCCACCCUCAGCGCCUCGGACAUGAAGUAUGCCACCACCGUCCUGGUGCGCAAGCUGCCGCGGAACACCAGCGACGAAGCCGUCCGCAGCAUGCUCUUGUUCGCAAAGGACCUGAUCAACACCGAGAUCAUCAAGGCCGAUUUUGCCGAAGACAAAGGAUUCGUCUCUGCAGUUGCGCGAUUUAGGACCCUGGCAGGCGCUCAAGAGGCCAGGGACAGGCUCAACGGAAAGGCCAAUGCCGCUAACGACGCCAAGAUGGUCGUCGAGCUUCUUCCCAGCAACACCGUUCCCGGUGCCAUCGGAGCCAGGCGCAACACUGUCGACGGCACCGCAAGCCGCCAGACCUCGGGCUCGACUUCUUCGGCAGGCUCGUCGCUCGGACGCCAGUCGUCCCGCUUCAACGGCACCUUCCAGUCCAUGGAGAAAAUGUCCCCGCCAAACGGCUCCUCGAGCCUGGGAGGAGCCGAAUUCUCGAUCCCCGAGGGAGGCCUUUUUGGACCCAAGUCUCCCACCGGAACCAAGACGUUCGGAGAAGCCACGCAGAACCUCAGCAAGCAGUUGAUCAAUGAUGAUGCAGGUGACGACGAGACCAGCGAACUGAUCAAGGACCCUGUGGCAUACGCAAGAAGCGGACAGAAUGGACCAAACAUGGCCCGGCGCACUACUCAGCCGUCGCUACCCGUAUCUCGCUUUGCCAGUCUUUCGUUGAACACCACAAGCGGAACCACCGGGCUCACUUCCCCUCCUUUGUCGACUUUCGCCUCACCGCGCUCUGUCGGGCCCGUGCAGUCUCCUGGACCGCCAAUCACGACCAUGUCUCCACAGAACAUGUCAUCAACCAUGGGCCCCAUGGGACCAAACUCCAACUAUCAGCUGACCUCGCACCAUUAUCAGAGGCAUAACUAUCCCCCGGUCAAUCCGGCAGAUCAGAACCCGCCCUGCAACACUCUCUACGUUGGCAAUCUCCCAAUCGAUACCUCGGAAGAUGAGUUGAAGGCCAUGUUUUCCAAGCAACGCGGCUACAAGAGACUGUGCUUUCGGACCAAAGCGAACGGCCCGAUGUGUUUUGUUGAAUUCGAAGACGUUUCGUUCGCCACAAAGGCUUUGAACGAACUUUACGGACAUCCUCUGCACAACAGCGUCAAGGGCGGAAUUAGGUUGAGUUUCUCCAAGAAUCCUCUGGGCGUGCGGAACGGACAGACCAACACCAACAAUGUUCCUGCGACCCCGAUGACGCCUCACAGCGCCAUGCCGGGUAUGGGCAGUGGAUUUGCUAUGAACCAGUCUUUUACCACGGCAACCGGCCCCCCGCCUGGCCUGACCCCACCUGGCAUGAGCUCGCCAGUGGGCAUGAGUGCACCUUCCAGCUUUGGAGUCUUCUCCAAUGGAACCUUUGGGGUGCCGCCCAACGCCAUGAGAAGUCAACCUCUCACCGGCGGCAUGGCUUCCGCGGCCGCUAACAGCGGGUUCAGCAGCAUGUCCGGAGGCUAUUCUGAUUACAUGAUGGGCCGUUAA
Molecule: messenger RNA, 1767 nt
Organism: Diplodia corticola
Lineage: Eukaryota; Fungi; Ascomycota; Dothideomycetes; Botryosphaeriales; Botryosphaeriaceae
Product: rna binding protein
Exons: 1
Coding region: 1-1767 (588 amino acids)
Molecular function (GO): mRNA binding
Source: RefSeq, a predicted model, not a curated record